UGUGUUUUAAUACAUGAGAAUGAGUUUUAUCUAAAACGAAGUAUUCAGGAUAUGUUACAAAGCAUCAUGGCAAAAACUUACAAUAAGUUUAAUGGACGAUAGCAGGAUUAUACCGACACAUCAAAACAUCUUUAUUGGAAAGUCAGUUAAAGGAAAGUGACUUUUAUAGGUCAAAAUACUUUAGCUCACUCAAAGGUAUCCUGUCAGCUACAUAACUGAACUAGACAAGGUUUUAUUUGAUAGCCUGUUUUAUCCGUAUAUUUAUGCUCUUAUCAAAGGAAAGAUAUUGUAAAUUCUACACUUACAACUACAUAAAGAACAUUAUCGACCGUCGUUAUCCUGGACUGAGGCCGAGGAACUCCACGUAAUACCUCAACUGUGUUUGGCAAGCAUAUGGAAUAUUGAACUCUUGGAAUUUUUAUCGACUAUUUUGUGCGGGCACAUAUAUAUGGAUGUUUACGAAGCAAGGACACCUUUUAAAGACACCUUCUAUCGUUACUUAGGGAGAUAUUACAGACAUGCGCAUGUAUACGCGGUCUGGAUACUGCAGGACAGAAGACCCAAAUGAUGAUGUUCCAGUUAAUACCAACACGAUAAGACGGGUCCAGUCAGCCUCAGCCUCUUCUGGAAAUAACCGGAUGUUACUCCGAAGACGUGGCCGAACGCGGCCACUUGGCCUGGUCCUGUUGGAUAGCCGUUUGGAGACUCAGGUCGAAAAGGCUGUGUUCCAAACCAAUCUCCGUUUACUCACACAGAUGGUUGGUUCGCAGAAAAAUCAGGUGUUCGCUCGCCCAAAUACCCCCGUUCAUGAGCACGAAUCACCUUCUUUACAAAGCAAGGAAUACCAGAUUAUAAACAAUGCAACAACUUCCUGUUAUCACAACAAAAUUCGUGACCGGGUGGUCAGUGCUGGAGGGGAGCGUCGGGCGGGUUCCGGUUCCCGUUUUGGUUCGGUCCCACUGUGUUCUAGACAAUCAAACACAGGUGAUGAUCUACACAAGUGUCAACAUAAGUCACAUUGUGAUGUCCUAGGGUCAUAUUUCUGUACAGACUGUACGCAGAUUCGUAAAAGAAGCAAAAGUGCUCAGCAACAAACCAAAAACUUCCCGAACAUCGAAGUUCAUCCGCGGUCAUUGGUAGCUCCAGAGAAACUCGAUAAACUGUUAAUAAAAAUCCCACAAAUGCACGAAGUGAAGGUUUCGGACAAAAAACGUCCAAGUGUGGGUAACGGAAAUCGCUUUGUAUUCACCGGAAAUGACAUUUAUUCCAGACUCCGGGAGACACACAAACUGUAUGGGCGUCGUGUGUUUGGGCAGAAAGUGAAUCCAGUACCGAAAACCGCGGGCUUGUUACCCAAUAACUUAUUUGAUAACCACCGAAGCAGGCGAAGGUCGUCAACGCUUGCUCCUCAGAAAACACUACUAGCCGUUCCUAAAGCUAACACACACAUGAUUCGCUUCGACAUCCCAAGUUCGCGGUGACCUUGAAGAUCAAGUCCAGAAAAUCUGUUUGCUCGAAAUUACUUUUCCGUUUAUUUUCUAGUGCAUCACCGGGUCUUAAUGGUCCAGACACCCAAGUUCCGACAACGAUGAAAAACAACAUAUUCAGAUUUGGAAAAAAAAUAUUGGUAAAUGACACAUAAAGACUUGAUUGUAUGGAUGACGAGUCGGGUGCGUAAUAAGACUACAUGUCAUAUAUUCACAAAACGCAACACACCGGCAAAGUAGUUUGGAUACAGUGAUAUAAUAUGAAGUAACUUUUAGGGAACUGAUAAAUUACGUACAUUUUUCCUUGAUCAAAAACUUUUUUGUGUGGAGCGAAAAUAACUGAGAUUUUACUGACGUGACGUCACUUCCGGUAACACAUUUCUGAUCUGCUGCAAACAAUUGCACUCACGUAAUAUCCACUGCAUAUUUCUACGCAUAGGUAUUGGACGGCUCCAAUAUGUAGCAGUUAUAUAACUGGAGCACAGGGACUUGAGAAUUUAAAAGCUACAUUAAUUGUAUGUACAGGGACUUGAGAAUUUAAAAGC
This is a messenger RNA of Mizuhopecten yessoensis (Yesso scallop), 2032 nucleotides long. RefSeq lists its product as uncharacterized. The record is from RefSeq and is a predicted model, not a curated record. The transcript is spliced from 2 exons. Bases 519 to 1481 code for a protein of 320 amino acids. Lineage: Eukaryota; Metazoa; Mollusca; Bivalvia; Pectinida; Pectinidae.